Messenger RNA from Eurypyga helias (sunbittern), 627 nucleotides. Its product is annotated as hepatic lectin-like. The record is from RefSeq and is a predicted model, not a curated record. NCBI's taxonomy places the organism in Eukaryota, Metazoa, Chordata, Aves, Eurypygiformes, Eurypygidae. The transcript has 6 exons. Bases 1 to 627 code for a protein of 208 amino acids.
AUGGAUGAGGAACAUCUUCACGACGACCUGCGCGUUUUUCAAGAGAGAAACUUCUUCCAGCAGAACCUGAGAUCCUUUUUUAUCGUUUACUUGCUACUGGGCCUCUGCUUCUUGCUGAUCGUCACCCUGUUCCCCGUGUCGUUCUCCAAAGUUUCAGCCCUUUCCUCGAAACUCAACGAGGUGCACCCGGAACAGAAACAGAACCUUUCGGACAGGGAUUCUCUGUUGUUUCCCUGCGGACCCAGAUCCCGGGAAUGGGAAUACUUUGACGGAAAAUGUUACUACUUCUCCCUAACCCGAACGAGCUGGUACAAGGCGAAGGCUCAGUGCGAAGAGAUGCGCUCGCAGUUGGUGAUUAUUAACAGCUACGCCAAGCAGAAUUUUGUCAUGUUCAGGACAAGGAAUGAGCGUUUCUGGAUCGGGCUCACGGAUGGGAAUUCGGAAGGGGAAUGGGAAUGGAUCGACGGGACCGAUUAUAAAACCACCUUCACAUUCUGGAAGGAGGGAGAACCCAACAACAGCGGCAACAACGAAGAUUGUGCCCACGUCUGGAUCUCCGGGAGGUGGAAUGACGUUUAUUGCACCUACGAGUGCUACUACGUCUGCGAAAAGCCUCUGCCCCACUGA